AUGGCUCGAAUCGAAAAGUUCAUUACAGUUAGGAGUCUGAGGGAGAGUACAGAUUUUCAGAAUGACUUCGAAGAGGGAAUGAAGAGUCCUGGCAAAGAAUCUAUGGCUACAUCAAUUGAAGUUCAGACUGGCAAUUCGAUUGGAGUCGUUUCAAUUCAGGAAGAAGAUACUUCUGCUUCUACCAAACUUCACCAUAAACUAAAGUCUUCAGCUUAUAAACCAAAGGAAGAUUGGAAUGAUAGCACACUAGACAGUACCAAGUCGAAAAUGAGGAUUCAGAACAGACUAGAAGCAAUGACACGAAGAGAAAGGGCACUAGCAUAUGCCUUCAGUCAACAGUUAAGAAUCUGCUCAAAGAAGAAGCAUACAAAAUUUGAUCCGAACAUGGGGUGGAGCUGGCUUGAACGAUGGAUGGCCACUCGUCAAAUAGAAGUUCCCCUGGUGGAAGAGGAAGACUACUACAGCAAGCAACUCACUGAAAAUGAAGCAGUAAGUAGUACGAAAGCAAGACCGUUUCUGAGGAAGAAGUUUCUAGACCUUUCAUUUGAAGAAAAAGAGAGUUGUGGUUCUAAUGAGAUACCUGUCCAAGUUGACACUUCAACAAAUCCAAGUGGAGAAGAUAAACAUGGCUACGACUCACCUAGGAAUAGGCUAAAGAACCCAAACAGUAUUUCCAGAACGAAAACUGUACCAACCUACCAUAAUCAGAAAGGGUAUUCUAAAUCUAAGCUCAAAGAGAUUGGAGAGGGUAAUAUGCCACAAGGACAUGAACAGACAGCAGCUAUUUAA
This is a messenger RNA of Spinacia oleracea (spinach), 789 nucleotides long. RefSeq names its product protein IQ-DOMAIN 33-like. Lineage: Eukaryota; Viridiplantae; Streptophyta; Magnoliopsida; Caryophyllales; Amaranthaceae. The record is from RefSeq and is a predicted model, not a curated record.